Molecule: messenger RNA, 812 nt
Organism: Malaya genurostris
Lineage: Eukaryota; Metazoa; Arthropoda; Insecta; Diptera; Culicidae
Exons: 3
Coding region: 71-607 (178 amino acids)
Source: RefSeq, a predicted model, not a curated record
AUCGUUCGCCGAAGAGGUCAUAACUUCAUCAAUACACUACUGGUGAUUUUUUUUUUCAAAAAUUGCGAACAUGAAGCUGUGGAUUGGAUUACUGUUAGUAGGAUUGGCGUUGGAAGGUCGUGCCCAGCUUACGUGCUUCCAGUGUGAAAAUUGUCCCGAUCCGUUCGAUACAUCCGUGCCUCAAAUAACGUGCCCUGUAACCGAUGGAACUACAACAGUUGCACCCCCCAACACAGAUGGUCCGAUCAUAACACCACCAACAGUUCCAUUACCUACUACGACGGAGAUCGCUCCAACUCCAGCUCCAACUACAACUACGGCUCCCGGCCCCGAAGGGCCUAUCAUCACACCUCCACCAAUAGGACGAAGAAAGCGGCAGACACAAUCCUUGCAACGAUGCUUCAUACUUACUACUACUGGCACACGUCGAGGUUGCACAACAUUUGCCACUGAUGAGGCAACUACCUGCAGCAAUCUAAAUGGUGGUAUACCUCCCGCAGGACAAUGCCGAAUCUGUGAUUGGAACGGAUGCAAUAGCGCUAGUGGCUUAACCUUGUCGAUCGCCACCCUACUUGCUGCAUUGAUCAUCGUACUGAAGAUGUUUUAAAUCGUCGGAAUUCCAAUCAUCAAAUUCAUUUAGUUCAAAUCUCCAUCGUGUGUGUGUGUGUGUGAUCGUAAAUGUACUAUGGCUACUAAUAAAGCAAAUCAACCGAAUGCUCAUACUCAGCAGUGCGUUAGUUCAAAUCAAAUGAUCAAUUCCGUGUUAGUUAUUGUAAUUUAAGAUAGUCUAAUAAAUUCUACUAGCUGUUAAA